AUGUUUAAGAAAGAGCAUUUUAAUAGGGUAAAGAAAAUAAGUGUUGACAAGAGAUGCCAGACAUUCUUUGACGAAAGAUACUCCAUCAAAGCUACUAAAAAAGUUACAUAUUAUCGUGGAAAUGAUCUUAGACCAUCUGCGGGGAUUGUGCUGAAGAAUGUCUGGAAAUCUAUGGUACGGACUCUAGAUAUCAAUGACUUAAGUACACACAAUCGACAUGUUGAUCAAAUGCAAUUACAGGAACCAGAUAAUACAGAGGUUUUAUCCACAUGA
Messenger RNA from Schistosoma margrebowiei, 273 nucleotides. The record is from the annotation of a GenBank genome assembly. NCBI's taxonomy places the organism in Eukaryota, Metazoa, Platyhelminthes, Trematoda, Strigeidida, Schistosomatidae.